CUCCUGCGCGCAGUCUGGUACUUUAUGUGUGUGGAGUGAGGAGUUGCCGCUUGAGGUGGCAUUUAACAACACUGUGUUGAUUUUUGCCAGUUUCAAACACGGAUUUAUCUUUAUUUAGCUGGUAAUGUCUGCACCAAAGAAAGGAGAUCUGUCCGACACUGAAAAGGAGUUAUUCGUGGUUAUUGCUGCAGGUAAUGUACAGGAAGCAUCACGGUUGCUUGGCUCCAGAGAUGUCAGGGUCAACUGCCUGGACGAGUAUGGUAUGACACCCCUCAUGCAUGCUGCAUAUAAGGGCAAAGCGGACAUGUGUAAGCUGCUAUUGCAGCAUGGAGCAGAUGUCAACUGCAAUGAGCAUGAACAUGGCUACACUGCUCUCAUGUUUGCCGGUCUCUCAGGCAAGACAGAUAUCACCUGGAUGAUGUUGGAUGCUGGAGCAGAAACAGAUGUGGUGAACUCAGUGGGCAGAACAGCAGCACAAAUGGCUGCUUUUGUGGGACAGCAUGACUGUGUCACCGUUAUCAAUAAUUUUUUCUCCCGGAAGAGGCUUGACUACUAUACAAAACCCCAGGGCUUAGAAAAGGAGCCAAAACUGCCUCCUAAGUUGGCAGGACCAUUACAUAAAAUCAUCAUGAGCACCAAUCUUAACCCUGUCAAGAUGGUGAUGCUGGUCCAGGAGAACCCGCUGCUUGUAGAUGCAGAGGCUCUAGAUAAGUGUCGAAAGGUGAUGGAGCUGAUCUGUGAGAAGUGUGUGAAGCAGCAGGACAUGAAUGAGGUGCUGGCCAUGAAGAUGCAUUACAUCAGCUGUGUGCUGCAGAAAUGUAGCUCCUUCAUCAAAGGCCGCGAGGAUAAAUUGGAUGGCCUUACCAAGAGCCUUCUAAAAGGUAGAGAGACUGAUGGCUUCCCAGUGUUCCAGGAGAAAUUUAUUCGGGAAUGCAUCCGGAAAUUUCCUUACUGCGAUGCCACUUUGCUUCAGCAGCUUGUCAGAAGUAUAGCUCCUGUGGACAUAGGUAAUGACCCCACAGCUUUGUCAGUGCUUACCCAGGCCAUCACAGGGCAGGUGGGCUUCAUGGAUGCAGAAUUCUGCACCACCUGUGGGGAGAAGGGAGCAGAGAAGAAGUGCUCCAUCUGCAAAAUGGUGAUCUAUUGUAACCAAGACUGCCAGAAGCUUCACUGGUUUACCCAUAAGAAGGUCUGCAAGAAACUGCAGGAGCAGAGGCAGAAGCAUGAGGCUGAAUCAGCCAAGCGACUAGAGAGACAGGCCAAAGAAGCUGAAGAGAAUAAAGCAUUGGAAGAGACGACCAACACCAUGGAAAAUCUCUCUGUCGAGAAGGACGAAGUUACCAGCACGUCAGAUAUCCAAAUAGAGACUGUUAGCUCAGAGCCCAUUCCAGUUAAUGCAGAGUGAUCAUACAGAGACACAUUAUCCCAGCUUCUUUCCCAUCAUCAUCAUCAUUAUCAAAGACCUGCCUCUCUUCAUCAUCCAGUAUCUGAGGUGACCUUCAGAAUGUUUGUCAGAGAAGGGCUUCAUGGAGUUUGAGAUCAAGCAGAAAAGUCAACAAAGCUUUGUGCCACAGAGGCAUAUUGUGAAGGGUUUCCGUCCACUUAUAACACAUUGUACUGUAUUGUUUUGUUCUUUUUAAGUUUUGUAUGUGAUGUGUAUGGAAACAUAGAUUUAGUAUGGAGGGAAUAUAUUUAUGAUAGUAGGUUUAUGUAAAGUUGGUUUGUAAUAUAUUACUUAAAGACACCGAAGCCAAUGCCUUAAAACAUGGUCAGGUUAAUAGUGGAAGAGGAUUAAAAAAAAAGGUCUAAGUUAUAUAGUGACUUCUAUAGUGACACAUUACUUUACACAGUAAUAUUCCAUCUCAGUUGCAGUAAUGCAGAUGGAACCUCAAGAAACAUUUUUUCAUUAGGUUACUUCAAAAGUUGUGCAUUUUAAAUAGUGCGAUUAUACACCAAAUUUGCGGUCAUAUUAAAGGUAGUGAAUGAGCUUUACAGUGCUCAGUAGACUAACGAGAAGGAAAGUAACAAAAAUGCACGGCAGUGUUUUAACAUUUAUUACAGCGUGCCUGUGAGAUGCAGGACAUUUAACACUGUUAUCUGAAUUUGACAGUAAGGAUGAUGGCUGCAGUUGGGCUCCACUCCUUCAAGGGGCUCUGUUGAGUUGUUCUCAUAUAGCACCAGUCCAAAAUAGAGAACUGCAUGAUGAAUCUGCACUCAGAGUCAGCUAUCGCGUCAGAUGGGUAACUGAAAAUGCCAAACAGUACCACAUUACACCUUUCAUAUUUUGGGCAGUUUAAACUUCAUUCCUUUCGGUUUACUCACAUCGUACAGGUCUUUCUGGAGCCAUGUGGAUAUUCAAUCAGUGGCAUAUGACUUAUUAAUUAUAUAAAGAAGUGGUCCUUCCGACUUGAAAGCCAAUUUAUCUCAUCUUGCAUUGUCAACAUGGACACAAGCACAGUGAAACACCUGGCUUGUCUUAAGUUCAGCACUGAUUUGAUCUGUAUGUAAUACAGUGUGAGUUAGUAUGAGACAAAUGGAAGCCUGUAAAAUGUGUCAGUUAUAAUGCAAAGCAUUAUUUUUGGCCAGAGGACAUCAUUUGUUCAUGUCAUUUUUAGUCAAAACAGCCAUUUAGUUAAAUUUACCAGCGUCAGAAAAAAAGGAAACAUUAAAAAGAAAAUGACACAGAUGGCGUCACAGCUAAAUUGAAAAUGUCAGUAUUUAGUGAGACCACGCUUUUCAAUCUUUUUGGAAAACUUUAUUUUCAGUUUUUCAAAGACAUCUGCAUGGAUAUUUUUCCACAUCUUCCACAAGUUCAAUCUUAGAAUUUGGUUGAAUUUUCUGUCUCACAACCCAAGUAAUUCGAAACACAUUCAGUGAUGUUGAGGUCAGGACUCUGGUGGUCAGUCCAUUGUUUUGAGAACACCAGCUGCUUCUUUGGUCUGCAAUUUUUUUCUCUUUUGUUAUUCCUGACAGCCACACAUUCUUUCAUACUCAUAGCAUUGAGUUGUUUUCUAACAGUGGAAGAAUGGACAGAAACACCUGUGGAUUUUUCAGAUCUAAAGCAAGCUUGAUUUUCUCCUCUCUCUGAAAGAUAAAAGCUUUUAGUACUGUUUAUCUAAUAAUGAUGGUUUAGGUGGUCUGCCAGGCAUUGCAUCUGUACUUAACAUGUACUCAAUGGCUGUUUUGACAGGAAAAUGUGUAAAGCUAUUUAUCUGGGUUGUAUUUAUUAAAAGAGGUAACAUUAGAAUUAAACAAACAGUAGGUUGUGAUUUAUAAGUGUGAGUGUUUAUGGGACUAUUUCUGAAACUCACCAGUUUCAGUAUGUAGCAUUUACAAUUACCAUCCAGUACAUGCUUCAGCUAAUUAAUACUACAUUAAAUUAAAUCAGGUGUGCUGCUGAUGAAAUUUUGUGGAAUUUAGCAAAUCCACAAAAUGAGUGAUGCAGCGAGAAGUCAGGUAGCAAAUCUGUGCUCUUGUUAACACAUUCUUCUUACCAAGAUAUUAAUAAUAACUUCAAAAACAAUAAAAUCUUCUUUUUUACUGUUUA
This is a messenger RNA of Pygocentrus nattereri (red-bellied piranha), 3547 nucleotides long. It is a transcript of the gene ankmy2a, whose product is annotated as ankyrin repeat and MYND domain containing 2a. Lineage: Eukaryota; Metazoa; Chordata; Actinopteri; Characiformes; Serrasalmidae. The transcript is spliced from 10 exons. Gene Ontology annotation, molecular function: protein binding. The record is from RefSeq and is a predicted model, not a curated record. The coding region runs from base 125 to 1405 and encodes 426 amino acids.